UUGGCCUGAUUAGUGUACAGCCCCCAGAGACAGACACAAAGGCUGCAGGGUUUGCAGAUAAGUUCUUUAAUGGAUGUAUGAAAGAAGACCUUCCAGAUCAGAAUAUGGUAGAUAAAGACAAAUAUUCAUCUUAUAAAAUCAAGACAGACAGCAUUGACACAAGACAAAAAGUACUUUCUGACACAGGAUCAUCUGGAGAAGUAAAGGAAGACGAUUGUUCUUUGGACAAUGAAACAGAGAAUCUACAAAAUCAUAAUUUACCCAAACCCAAAUCUACCAAGCUUGGUUUAGAAAAAGACAGUGCCACACAAGCUGGCUGCAGAAAAGACUGUACUGUCCAGGAGGAAGCGGAAACAUCAACACAGGAAAAACCACAGAAGUUGUAUCUGUGUCUGGAGUGUGGCAAAUGUUUUAAUCAUAGUUCAACCUUGGCUAGACAUAAAAGAGACCACAGAGGGGAAAAACCAUACACCUGCACAGAAUGUGGGAAAAGUUAUACUCGGAGCUCUAACUUGGUAAUACAUCAAAGGACGCACACUGGUGAAAAGCCAUAUGAUUGUACAGAAUGUGGGAAAAGUUUUAACUGCUGUUCUGCUCUGGUGACGCACUACAAAAGUCACACAGAAUUGUUCCCGAACCACAUUCUUAUCUGGGAUCUGAAAACUCACACAAUAGCACUCUCUUAUUUUUAG
Pelobates fuscus (common spadefoot toad) is the source of this 692-nucleotide messenger RNA. Its product is annotated as zinc finger protein 572-like. The coding region runs from base 78 to 692 and encodes 204 amino acids. The record is from RefSeq and is a predicted model, not a curated record. Lineage: Eukaryota; Metazoa; Chordata; Amphibia; Anura; Pelobatidae. Gene Ontology annotation, biological process: regulation of transcription by RNA polymerase II. Gene Ontology annotation, molecular function: RNA polymerase II cis-regulatory region sequence-specific DNA binding; DNA-binding transcription factor activity, RNA polymerase II-specific. The transcript is spliced from 3 exons.